Drosophila ficusphila is the source of this 6417-nucleotide messenger RNA. RefSeq lists its product as uncharacterized. Lineage: Eukaryota; Metazoa; Arthropoda; Insecta; Diptera; Drosophilidae. Gene Ontology annotation, molecular function: calcium ion binding; laminin binding. The transcript is spliced from 15 exons. The record is from RefSeq and is a predicted model, not a curated record. Bases 662 to 4414 code for a protein of 1250 amino acids. Gene Ontology annotation, biological process: morphogenesis of an epithelium; nerve development; axon guidance. Gene Ontology annotation, cellular component: dystroglycan complex; sarcolemma; dystrophin-associated glycoprotein complex.
ACAGCGUUGCGCCAGUCGCGGUCACACUGCCCAGCCAACAACAACUCGGUGCCGAUACGGCUGCGUUUGUUUUCUGCUCCCAUUCAGCUGCAAAAAAAGUGAAAAGCGGUCGGAAAAUAAGCAGCAUGUGAAACGAAAAUCCUCCACGCAUUUAUAACUCGGGGGAAAAAAAAGGCCUUCAAGUGCUCGAAGAUCGUGAGUGAAGGUGAAAAUAGAUUGAAGGAGUUCUGCAAUUGAGAAGAAACAUUACUGCAGCGGUGUGUGUGUGUGCGAGUGUGCGUGCGUGUGAGUGUCGCUCUCUGGACGCAAUUUCCUUGGCCAAAAGGAAGGGAAGUGGGGCAGGAGAACCCCAAACUCCCGAGUUCGAAUCCGGAGUAUCAGAAAUAGCGCAACGAGAUGGUGAAGGCGAUGACGACGACGGCGCUGCUAACGAAGAAGAUGAUGUAAAAGUCGUAUCGCCACACAUCCCCUUUCUCUUCUCUCCAAACGAAAGCGAAAUCCCAGCUGGGAAACUCUAGCUGAAAACGAACCAGAAACCAAAGCCCACGACUGCCGCUUUGGGUUUCGCUGGACUGAAACCGAAACUGCAUUCUCCGGACACUCAUUUAUACUCCCCAUAUAUAUAUAUAUAUAACGAAACAUAUCGCGGACGGAAUCGAACAUGAGAUUGCCGCGGUGCUUAUCGGCCAGUGGGAACCUGCCGGUGCUCCUCCUCCAGGCCAUCUUCUCUUUGGUUCUCGCCGAGCGGGACUUCAAUGUCAACGACUCUCAGGUCCCUGUGAUUGAGCCAAAGGAUGUGCCCGCCUACAAGCAGGAUCCGUAUGUCACGGAAUUGAUGAGCUGCCAAAAUACUCAGAGUGAGAUCGUGCUCUCGCUCCUGCUGAAGAAACACGAUUGGAGCGAGCUGACUGCCGCCAAGCGAUACCAUGUCCAAGCCAAACUGGGCAAGUUCUUUGCCAUACCAAAGGAAUUCAUUUCCCUGGACUCGGUGUCGAAGCGGGAAUUGAGAAUCAUGCACAAGUUGGCCAUGCGGAAAGGAGGCAAGGGCAAUAAAAAUAUCGAGACCCUUAAUCGUCGCCUGGGACGCGCCAGUUUCUUGAUCGGCUGUGGUCCAAGCUACUUUGUGAUGGGCGAGCCAAUUGCCAAACAAAUUGCCCAUCAAAUGAAGGAUGGCACAAUCGGUGCUUUAACGGAGGAAAACUUUGGCCUUUGGUUCAUUUGGCGCAAGGAAUUGAAAUCAAGAUCAAACCGCAAACGCCGUCAGUCCGAGGGCUCUGGUGCCGAAGACGAUGACUACGACUACGGAGAUGACGAGGAGGAAGUGUCUGAGCCCAGUACGGAAGUGCCGCCGGUGACCACGCAUGCGCAUCGACAUCAUCACGGAGCGUCGGAGGACUUGGAAAAGAUAGUGUCGCUCGAUUCCGUCUCCUCGUCGUCGGCCGUGCCCUUGGUGGUUCCCAACGUGGAGGAGGAGAUCGAGGAGAGUGUCUCCAAGUUGGAGUCCGUGAUCAGCAAGACCAUAGAGAACACGAAGAACAUCAAGGAGUUGCCCGUUCUGGGCGAGGCAAUCGAUGGCGAGGACGAGGAGGAAGUGGAGUUGCAACAACUGGGCGUUCCACUGGCGCCAGAGAUCCUAGCCGAGGUACUUACGACCACCGCCAGAGCCACGGAAUUGGUAAAGCCCGGCUAUUCGGAGGAGAACGGAAAUCAGGUGGACUCCGCGGCAAUUGCUGUCCUCGAUGUGGAGGCCUCAGCCACGCCCACUCCCGUGGUGUCGGCGCCCGAAACACAAAAGCCAUUCUCACCCUACGAUGCCACCUCCUCGGUGUCGUCGUCGUCGUCAUUGUCAUCCUCAUCGUCCGUAUCAUCCAUUUCAUCUGGCAACGAAGCUGGAGAGGAUUCCUCUUCGCUGUCGCCCAUCCAUACGCCCUCGUCCCCGCCCACUGCCACGCCCACAAAGGCGGAUAGCUCCACCUCCGGCUCCGCCUCAUCAUCAUCAUCUACAUCCGCAUCCGCAUCGUCAUCUCCAUCACAAGCCACUCAGCCAACAACAACAAGUACAUCAUCAACAAGCACAACUACAACAAUAUCAAUCUCAACAACAACAGCAACAUCAACAGCAACAACAACAACAUCUCCAACAACAACACUGUCUGAAUCGCCAAAGCCAAUUACUGCGCUUAAUGAGUUCGAACUGAGCACCCUGCUUCCCUUUGACGAUUUCGAGAGCUCAGCCGCAGCAGCAGCAACGCCAACUGCAACUGCCACUGCAACUGCGACGAGCGUUGUAAGCACAGCAGCAACCGCAACAGCAGCAACAGCAACCACUGCAACAACAGCAGGCGAAAGCGAAUUUCAUAUAGAGUCCACCACGCACCGCACGAUUAGCUCUAAGGAAGGAGACCUCGAUGCCGCCGGCAGCAGCAGCAGCAACAACACUCUGGCCAAUAAUGAGCUUUCUACUCCUGCCACGCCCACUUCUUCGCUGGCCACUACGACCGCAUCCACUCCGGAAUCGAGCAGCAGUAAUACGUUUGUGUCCACCGACUACGUGGAACCGCAGGUGGAGGAGAACAGUCCGCCGAUCAUCAAGACGCGCCUGCAGAAGCUGGCUGUCACCUCGGGCAAGGCCUUCACCUUCCACGUCCUGCCGGAAACCUUCUACGACGCCGAGGAUCAGGGCAACCUUCGCCUGGCUCUGACGGACAAGGAUGGCCACGAAUUGAAGGCCAACUCCUGGCUGCAAUUCAAUGCCGACAAGAGGGAGCUUUAUGGACUUCCCCUGGACGACACCGUAUCCCGUUGGCAGUAUCGCCUCUCCGCCACCGAUUCGGGCAACGCCAGCGUAACGGAAACCGUGGAGAUCAGUGUGCAGCAGCACCGGGCAGUGAGGACCAUCAAUCACGAGAUCAGCAUCGUGGUCAGAAUAGUCGAGAACCCGGGCCACAACAUCGACUGGCAGUUGAAACUGGUGAACGAGGUGGCCAAGGUCUUGGGUGACCCGAGCAAUGCGGCCGUGGUGGUGCGUGAAAUCCGACAGGCGCCGCACGAUCCGCACACGGCCACUUUUGUCUACUUCAACGAGACACUGCCCACCAGCGAGUGUCCCAAGCAGGAGCUCACGGAUAUCAUCAUGCGCCUGGAUGCCCAGAGACUGACUGACUUGAUAGAACCCCAGUUGAUUAUCAAAUCCAUAACCGGCCAGCUGAUCGGUUCGUGUCAACAGGAUCUCACCCGGGUGAAGCCGACGCAGCACAUGGCAAAGAACGUGCCGCCAAUGCCGCGCAACCAGGUGGAUCGCGUAAACGCCAGUCUGGGCCAGCUGCUGGUCUACAAAGUGCCCGCGGACACGUUCUACGAUGCGAAUGACAAUCAACUGACGCUCAGCCUGAAGACCCGGGAUCACCUCGAAUUGAGUCCACGCCACUGGCUGCAGUUCGAUUCGAAGAACGAGGAGUUCUACGGCAUUCCGAAGAGCGGCGACAUUGGCCUCGAGGAGUACUUGCUGGUGGCCGAAGACAGUGGCGGUCUGAGUGCCCAUGAUGCCCUGGUCGUGGUGGUCAGUCCUGCUCCCAAGCGAGAGUUCGGCUUCUUCUUCAAGGCCUAUCUGUCGAUCAAGCACGAGAGAUUCAACGCCGAGCUGCAGCGCAAGUUUGUGGAGCGCGUGGCCAAGUUGAAUGGGGAUGCAACCACGGGUCAGAUCCAGAUUCGCUCCAUUACCACGCACCACGACUCCGAUGGCACCAUCGUGAACUUCUACAACACAACGCUCUACAAGACGCACAAUCGCUGUCGCGAGAAGGAGGUGGCCGCCACCAGGAGUGUCUACCUGAACGGUGAUAACAGCUUGAGGGAAUCGGCCAAAAGGGCUUUGGGGCCCGAGCUGAAUUUGACCAACUUCUCGGUGGUGCCGUUCAGCAGUUGCCAUCAUACCGAGAACAUGGACACCAAUCAGCUGGACUACAUACCCAGUCGCCCCGAGGAACCUACGCAUAAAUCCUCUUUUGGCGAGGACUACAUGGUCACCUUCGUGCUGCCCAUCGUGAUCGUUAUUGUGAUGAUUGUGGUGGCCUCGAUUAUUGCUUGUUGCCUGCAUUGGUGUCGCCACCGAAGCGGCAAAAUGGAGCUAGGCGAUGAAGAGGAGCGCAAAUCCUUCCGUGCCAAGGGGAUUCCCGUCAUCUUCCAGGACGAGUACGAGGAGAAGCCGGAGAUUGGCAACAAGAGUCCCGUGAUCCUGAAAGACGAGAAGCCGCCACUGCUGCCACCGUCCUACAAUACCUCAAAUAUGAAUGGCGACAACGAUGUGGAUGACUAUGUGCCACCGCCUUCGGUGGUCGUGGGCGGACGGGAGGUGCGCGGAAAGUCGCCGGCCACGCCCUCCUACCGCAAACCUCCGCCAUAUGUGUCGCCAUAAAUCAGUGUCAAGCGCAGCAGCCGAGAAAAACGGAAGCAACAGCAAAAGCAACAGCAACAAUAAUAACAAUCGCAUCGUAUUAACCACACAAUCUACAAGAUAUAUAUAUAUAUAUAUUUAACCGAUUUGGCACAAGUUAUAUGCAACUAAGCAAACUCUUUUGUAUAUAUCCAAGUGCAAAUUGGGUUCUUUGGACAUUGUAUUCGAAUUGAGGGGCAAUCGAUCCCGACCGAGAAGUAUUCGCCAAGUCGAUGGAGUUUUUUUGGAUAACGUUUUGUAUUAGCCGAUAAUGGAGAAACAAUCAAUGAGUGCGGACAAACAAACAAACAAACACACUUUAAACUUAUCAAGAAUUACUAACACAAAGCGAUGAACUAUGCUGCAUAUUAUUUAUUUAGUAUGUACUCUUAUUUAUAUGCGAACCAUGCGAACACAAACACAUCCACAAGGACACACAAAAGGAGUUUAGUAGGCAAGCAUUAGAGCUUGAAAAACCCCCACACACACACACACACACGAGACCAUUUAGGCAUAGCAUUUAAAACUAUUUGUACUAAUUAAGUUGAAAGUGAAAGGGACGCAAGGCAUGUCCUUCGUCCGGUUAGUAGGCAGCUUCAGGACUUUCAGCUUGAUUUGCUCAAGCUGAAUUGUUUGCAUGUUUAUUUUAGUUUGGCCAAAAGAAGGGAAAACAUUGGGCUGCAUUUUAAGCGAAAUUUUCAUCAAACGAUAAGGGGAAAACUCUGAGGCAGGCUUUGCUCCUGCAGCAGGUUGGUUUUCGUAAUUAGUAUUUUAGUUCGUUUUACAAUUGGUUAUCAUAAUGAGAGCGAGGAUCGGAUGAAGGACAUGUCAGGAGCUUUGAUUACGUUACUUAUAAGAAGCAAUCAAACCCACAAUAGAGCUGCCAAUAAUCCAGGUACGACACUCGGAUCGUAUUAGCCGUUUGAAUACCAAUCAAUUCCUAUUUGCCCACAAGUGCUUCCCACAGACAAACAAACAAACCAACAGACCAUAUCCACCAAACACAACAACAACACAACACAAAACACACACACAAAAUAUUUAUACGAAAAAUGGAUUACUUAAAGUAGAACUUAGUUUUAAAUGAUUUUUACGCGCUCCCCUUUGGAUAAUUCUAUAUGAAGUCUUUACAUUAGUUUAUAGCUGCAAUUGGGCAGUACUUACUACACUACCACCCGUCCCUUCCCUGAAUCGAACUAAUACGUAGUGAGUAAAAUUGAUUUGAUAUGAACAUACAUUUAACAUAGGAAGUCCAGGCCCUAAGUUAGAGCAAUAAUUGCAUGAAGGGAAAUUGAAUUACUUUACGAGGACGCUGAUUUUUGUCGUGUAAAAACGUUCACGCAAGUGCUACGUAAUUGCCUAUUAAACUAAGUAUAAUUAACUAAUUUGUGUAUUUGCAUAAGCUCAACCGCUGAAUUAUUUACAUUUUGUAAUUUGUAAUAGCGCAAAUAGCAAACCGCAACAGCAACAACAUUAACAACAAUCAAACAAUCAGCAACGGUAUCAAUUUAUUUUGAAUAAAAAAAUGCCAAAGAUACGAUUUAGUUUUAUUAUUUUGCACACUAUUUGCGUUAUAUAUUUAGACACUGCAAUCACACAGUCACACAAGAGUAAGUAACGAGCUGAAACAAUUGGAAUUUCUCUGAAUCUCAAAUAAUUGUGCAGAUAUUAGUGAAAAAUCAGCAGGCCAUGGUCGAGCAUAAAUUGCACAUUCAAUUAAUAUAUUCAACAAAUUAAGGGAAGCUACUGUAUAUUUAAAUGCGAACAUGUACGAAUGCAAUCUGUUUGCCAUUUGAUUGGCUUAAAUUGAGCGAGUUGUACCAUCCACGAAGACAAAAACAAAAAAAACACGCAGGCAAAACCAGAAAACACAUACAAUAAUUAUAAUAAUUAUUGCGAAUAACUAAACGUGAAUAUAGGUAUAUCUGUAUAGGAUAUAUGUUUGCAUGUACGGAUUCAAUAAACAUUUAUAUAUUUUGAUACAA